This is a messenger RNA of Dermacentor andersoni, 1913 nucleotides long. RefSeq names its product tropomyosin 1 (gene Tm1). NCBI's taxonomy places the organism in Eukaryota, Metazoa, Arthropoda, Arachnida, Ixodida, Ixodidae. The record is from RefSeq and is a predicted model, not a curated record.
CUUCCCCCGGCGUCCAGACUCCAGUCGUCCCAGGGCGUUCUCAACGAGUGGUCCAAGCUCCCCAGACCGUUCAGUUCUCAGCGAGCCGAGCCGCAACGAACACCAGCCAAGAUGGAGGCCAUCAAGAAGAAGAUGCAGGCGAUGAAGCUGGAGAAGGAUAAUGCGGUCGACAGGGCAGAGACCGCGGAAGGGCAGUCCAGGGAGGCCGCUCUGCGCGCCGAGAAGGCUGAAGAAGAGGUGCGCAGCCUUCAGAAGAAGAUCCAGCAGAUCGAGAAUGAGCUGGACCAGGUGCAGGAGCAGCUGUCCCAGGCCAACAGCAAGCUGGAGGAGAAGGACAAGGCUCUGCAGGCCGCUGAGGCUGAGGUUGCUGCCCACAACCGACGCAUCCAGCUGCUGGAGGAGGACCUGGAACGCUCUGAGGAACGACUCAAGAUUGCCACCCAGAAACUGGAAGAGGCCUCCCAGGCGGCUGACGAAAGCGAACGCAUCCGCAAGGCACUGGAGAACCGCACCAACAUGGAAGAUGACCGGAUCACACUGCUUGAGAACCAGCUGGGCCAGGCACGCCUCAUAGCUGAGGAGUCUGACAAAAAAUAUGAAGAGAUGGCACGCCGCAUCGCCCUUUUGGAGGCUGACCUGGAAAGGGCUGAGGAGAGGGCCUCCACGGGCGAGAGCAAAAUUGUGGAACUUGAGGAGGAGCUGCGUGUCGUGGGCAACAACCUGAAGUCCCUGGAAGUGAGCGAAGAGAAGGCCCAGCAGCGUGAGGAGUCGUAUGCGCUUCAGAUCAGCACAAUGACUGCCAAACUGAAGGAGGCCGAGGCCCGGGCUGAAUUUGCCGAGAGGUCAGUGCAGAAGCUGCAGAAGGAAGUGGACAGACUGGAAGACGAGCUGCUUGUGGAGCGCGAGAAGAACCACAUGCUCCAGGAAGAGGUGGAGACCACCCUGAAGGACCUGCAGUCCAUGUGACCGGGCUCUCCGGCGCCCCGCUCUGCCUGCCACUGCUUUCUUCCCCCCUCUGUCCAGACGAGCUUGUCCAGGAGAAGGAGAAGUACAAGGCCAUCUCGGACGAGCUGGAUCAGACCUUCUCUGAACUCACUGGCUACUAAGCUCCAUGCAAAGGGACUGGCGCCACCGUCGUUUCUACCGCUGCUCUGCCAACGUUUCACUCUCACUUCGUCGUUGUCGUUGGGGGGUUAGGCUAGGACAGCAGGGGGACACAAGAAAAAUGCCUUUUUACCCAAUCAGAGAUCGGGAGACAGGGAGAGGGGCCUGUUGUAACCCGCCGUCUUGUCCACCCAAAUUGGCCUGGGACACAUUUGGCACUGCAUUUGCCAGUGGCCGUUGUCUCAUUGCAUUGUUGGACUGAAAGGUUUGGGAAGGAGCUACUGUUUUCUUCUUUUGUCCCCUGUACUCUUGUUACAACAUGGAUAGACAGUGCCUCUCCCCUCUCGCCUUUCUUUUUCAUUGACUGUUGUUUGAGACACCAACCACACAUACAGACACAGAGAAGAACCAGCACUCUUCUUGUAUUUUUUUUUUUUUUUUGUUCAGCUCUAUGCAUUUCCCCCCUUUUUUUUUUCUCCUUAAUUUCGGCAAGGUUGUAAGUAUUUUACAUCUUGUUUUCCUGCAGAUGUGAGGAUGUGUAAUGAAUGCUCCCAUGCUUUAUUUUUAUUUUUUUUUAUUGGGACGGGAAAGCAAAGAGAGUGUUAAGUUUUGUGCCUAGGAAUUCGAGGAAAGUGUUUUUUUGACACGUGUUGUACUCUGGACAUGACUGGAUGCCCUAGUAGCAUUGCCUGCAUCUUGGGUGCACCAGCCGUUUCUAGAGCAAACAAGGUUGAUUGAUAAAACCAAAACUGCCAAGCAAUUUGUAUGCCAAUAUAUCUGGUAAUAAAAGAAAACCAUAUUUAAAGGUG